This is a messenger RNA of Chinchilla lanigera (long-tailed chinchilla), 1282 nucleotides long. RefSeq names its product solute carrier family 25 (mitochondrial carrier; citrate transporter), member 1 (gene Slc25a1). Gene Ontology annotation, biological process: mitochondrial citrate transmembrane transport. NCBI's taxonomy places the organism in Eukaryota, Metazoa, Chordata, Mammalia, Rodentia, Chinchillidae. The record is from RefSeq and is a predicted model, not a curated record.
GCCGCCGCCACGGACUGAGUACCCGGUGCUGGAGGCUCGGACCCGAGGCCGACGCUGGGCGCCCCGCCCCCGCCCGCCAUGGCCGCACCCCGUGCCCCCCUCUCUCUCGCGGCCGCCGCACCCGCGACCGGAAAGGCCAAGCUGACGCACCCCGGGAAGGCGAUCCUGGCAGGCGGCCUGGCGGGUGGCAUCGAGAUCUGCAUCACGUUCCCGACCGAGUACGUGAAAACUCAGCUGCAGCUGGACGAGCGCUCAAAUCCGCCGCGGUAUAAGGGCAUUGGGGACUGUGUACGGCAAACGGUUCGCAGCCAUGGUGUCCUGGGCCUGUACCGUGGCCUCAGCUCCCUGCUGUAUGGCUCCAUCCCCAAGGCAGCUGUCAGGUUCGGAAUGUUUGAGUUCCUCAGCAACCACAUGCGGGAUGCCCAAGGACGGCUGGAUAGCACUCGAGGGUUGCUGUGUGGCCUGGGCGCAGGUGUGGCUGAGGCUGUGGUGGUCGUGUGCCCCAUGGAGACCAUCAAGGUGAAGUUCAUCCACGAUCAGACCUCCUCCAGCCCCAAGUACAGAGGAUUCUUCCACGGGGUUAGGGAGAUUGUACGGGAACAAGGGCUGAAAGGAACAUACCAGGGCCUCACAGCCACUGUGCUAAAGCAGGGCUCAAACCAAGCCAUCCGCUUCUUCGUCAUGACCUCCCUGCGCAACUGGUACCGAGGAGACAACCCCAACAAGCCUAUGAAUCCACUAAUCACCGGGGUCUUUGGAGCUAUUGCGGGCGCAGCCAGUGUCUUUGGGAACACACCUCUGGACGUGAUCAAGACUCGGAUGCAGGGCCUAGAGGCGCACAAAUACCGGAACACGUGGGACUGUGGCUUGCAGAUCCUGAGGAACGAGGGGCUCAGGGCAUUCUACAAAGGCACUGUCCCCCGCCUGGGCCGGGUCUGUCUGGACGUGGCCAUUGUGUUUGUCAUCUAUGAUGAAGUGGUGAAGCUGCUCAACAAAGUGUGGAAGACCGACUAAGCCCAGGGGGUGUGCAUGGGGGCUGCUCCAAGCCAGCUCCCACCACCUGCACCUCACAUGAUUCCAGUGCAGUCGUGCCAAAAGGCCCCUUCCCGUCCCUUGAGUUCUGUGGUCAUGGUAGCCAUGAUGUUCCAUAGUGUUGUGUCUCCCCCUUUGGUCUGUAUGUGAUACUGCCAUUGUGUGUGUGUCCAGCCUGGCCACUGUUGGGUAUCACUCUGGCCUAUGAAUCUGUGCCCACUUGUCCAUGUGCUUAUUCAUGAGCAGUGUA